AUGAUUAAUACUGCGCCCCUUCAACUGUAUUCAUCUGCACUUGUAUUUACACCUCAGAAAAGUCUAGUUCGUCAGGCUUUUGAAAAGGAUAUACCUGCCUGGAUUUCACUCAGGCCAGUACCUGAGAUGGACUGGAACCAAUGCAUCCAGAGACUUGAAGGCCACGGCAACGCAAUCACUUCGGUUGCUUUCUCGCACGACUCAGCACUUGUGGCAUCGGCUUCGCUCGACAAGACCGUCCGGGACGGCACAGAACAACAUGGGGUGAUACGGCUUUGGCAAACCGAUACGGGCGACUGUAUACGGGAGCUCAAGGGCCAUAGCAAAGGAUCUUCCUCGGCCGCCUUCUCGCACGACUCAGCUUUUGUAGCAUCAGCUUCAGACGACUGUACGGUACUGCUUUGGCAGACCGACACCGGCGACUGUACACAGAAACUCAAGGGCCACAGAAGGGCGGUUACCUCAGUCGCCUUCUCCCACGACUCAGCGCUUGUGGCGUCGGGUUCCUACGACGGUACAAUAAGGCUUUGGCAGCUUGAUACAGGUAACUGUGUGCGGGAACUACAAUUCCCUAGCACAUUUGUCAGCUCGGUCGCCUUUUCGCAUGACUCAGCUCUUAUAGCGUCGGCUUCAUAUGACGAUACAGAAGCAUAUGGGAUGGUACGGCUUUGGCAGACUGAUACGGGCGACUGUGUCCAGGAACUCCACGGCAUGGUUACCUCAAUUGCCUUCUCACAUGACUCAUCCCUCUUAGCAUCAAACUCAGGAGACGGGACAAUACGGCUUUGGAAAACCGAUACGGGCGACUGUAUACAGAAACUCAAGGGCCAUGGCGAAGAAUUCUCCUCAGUCGCCUUCUCGCACGACUCAGCUCUUAUAGCAUCAGCUUCAAGUGACGAGACGGUACGGCUUUGGCGGACCGACAUAGACAACUACAUGCAGGAAUCCCAAAGUCACGGCAGCUGGGUUGGGCCAACCUCGAAAGAUGAGACGGACUCCGCUUUGAUAGCAUCAGUUUCAGACGAGGCGGUGUGGCUUUGGCAGAACGAAACAGGCAAAUGCAUACAGAAACUCCAAGGCUACGGCACGAUAGGCUCGGUCGCCUUCUCAUAUAACUCGGCUCUUUUAGUAUUUGCUUCAGCAAACGGGAUAUUGCGGCUUUGGCGACCCGAUACAGGCGACUGCGUACAGGAACUCCAGGGCCACGACGACUGGAUUUGCUUACUCGCUUUCUCACAUGACUCAGCGCUUAUAGCGUCAGUUUCCCGGGAUAAUACGGUACAAGUUUGGCGACCCGAUACAGGCGAAUGCAUACAGAAACUACAGGGCCACGACGACUUUGUGGGUUCAGCUUCCUUUUCACACGACUCAGCACUUAUAGCAUCGGCUUCACACGACAGGACGGUACGACUUUGGAAAACCGAUACGGGCGAAUGCGUACUUGAACUACAGGGCCACGACGACUGGGUGAGCUCAGUCGCUUUUUCCCACGACUCAACGCUUAUAGCAUCAGCUUCAUACGACAGGACGGUACGACUUUGGAAACCCGACACGGGCGACUGCGUACAGCAGGCUCACAUCGGGACUGCCUACGAUCACUUGUCAUUUGCGAUUAGUGAUACCCAUGUGAUAACCGACGCCGGUGCUAUAUCUAUCGAGAAUCGAAUCUCCGAUGCCACACUCUUAGACUCCGGUCCCCAGCAUCAGGAUUCUCUUCCCGACGAGUUUCGAAUUAGUCCGGAUCGCUGCUGGAUCACUCUAGGAGGUCAAAACUUACUAUGGCUACCAGUGGAGUUUCGCCUUAGUCUCUCAGCUAUAGAAGGCUCUACAGUAGUACUUGGCUGUAAUUCUGGGAGAGUUAUUAUAAUGCGGUUCUCUGUAGAGCUCCUGGAACAGCUCUCGGAAAACCAAUUUUCCUAA
Molecule: messenger RNA, 1920 nt
Organism: Colletotrichum truncatum
Lineage: Eukaryota; Fungi; Ascomycota; Sordariomycetes; Glomerellales; Glomerellaceae
Source: RefSeq, a predicted model, not a curated record